This is a messenger RNA of Aedes albopictus (Asian tiger mosquito), 764 nucleotides long. RefSeq names its product small ribosomal subunit protein eS25 (gene RpS25). Gene Ontology annotation, molecular function: structural constituent of ribosome. Gene Ontology annotation, cellular component: cytosolic small ribosomal subunit. The record is from RefSeq and is a predicted model, not a curated record. Lineage: Eukaryota; Metazoa; Arthropoda; Insecta; Diptera; Culicidae. The coding region runs from base 15 to 545 and encodes 176 amino acids. The transcript is spliced from 3 exons.
AUAAAUUUAAUUUUAUGGAUUUUCUUCGGGUGGUGCAUACCUUCCUUCGCUGGCAACCCUGGCGCCUUGGGGAGUCGCGUUCGCCGUACCGACCGAAACGCACAGCUGUCAAAGUUUGCGUUUUGCCACUUCCUUCUAUCAUCGACUGUCGUCGGCGGACGUUCUUUCCGAGUACAUUUGCCAAUAUGCCUCCGAAGAAGGAUACCAAGGGAGCGGCAAAGCAGCCGCAAAAGACCCAGAAGAAGAAGGAAGGGUCUGGAGGCGGCAAGGCCAAGAAGAAGAAGUGGUCCAAGGGAAAGGUCCGCGAUAAGCUGAACAACCAGGUUCUCUUCGAUAAGGCCACCUACGAGAAGCUCUACAAGGAAGUGCCCGCCUACAAGCUGAUCACCCCCUCGGUCGUGUCUGAACGUCUGAAGAUCCGAGGCUCCCUGGCCAAGCGCGGUCUGCGGGAACUCUGCCAGAAGGGUCUGAUCCGGAUGGUCGUCCACCACCACGCCCAGGUCAUCUACACUCGCACCACCAAGGGAGACGAUCCAGUGGCGUAAGCUGUCGCUGCCAACUGAGUAUUGUUAACCGCUAGGAGCUAUCCUAUAUUAGGUGAAGAGAACAUAAGUGCGUGUGUACGAUUGCAACCUGCGUUUUGUCGCACCCCGUUACAACGGUACAUUCUGAGGAAAGUGAGGGGUGAACAGUUUAGAUGAUAUUCGCCAGCAGGAUGUAACAAGUUGCGAAAGAGGAGAUAAUAUACUUAUUGCUAAGUAAAA